AUAAUUUAGUUUAAUUCACUACAAAAUGGAAAGCAUGAACAAAGAUGAUGCCCAUUCUAGUGGUAAGGUCCUUGCUAGAGCCAGGAGGCUUAUAAUCCCCACCUGUCAUAACCCUUCAUGAGCUUGUUUUGUAAUGGAUAGGAUAAAUGGAAUCUCUUUGAACCUAUGAGCAAUUGAGAAAAUAUUAAACCCAAAUAUAGAUGGGACGAAGGGAGGUAAAGACGAUAAACAAAAGAACCUAGAGCAAGAUUUCAAGCAUGCAGCAAGCCAGGGGCACCUAGAAUCUGAUAAAGAUGAUCUCCAAAUUCAGACUGAUUUCUCAGAGAAAUUAGAGGAGGACUUGGAAGAAGAGAAGAAAUUAUUAUCUUCACAAAGUGAUCCUCCUCAGGUUCCUUCUUAUCAGCAGAUAGAACAGUUAACUGAUAAAGACCUCAAGGACAGAUAUGAGACUCUUCGUAAUAAGAUCAAGAGCUCUAAAGAACAAAGUACUCUUUUGGCAGAUCAGGUAAAUAAGACCUUAUGAACAAAAAUAAGUGCCGAAGCAGAAAUGAAAAUAAUUAGUAGAAGAAUUCCAAAUGACCAGGAAGAAGUAGAAAGGGCAAACAAAGAACAGCAAAAGGCUAAUCAAAAAUUGACAAAAGCUACUCAACAUUAUAAUUUGGCCGAACUCAGAAAGAAGAUAAGCAUACUAACUGAGAGAAGAGUUUAAAUUAGAUCUUGAGAAGUGUCAAAAGGAACUAAAUAAAAGAGAAGGAGCUAAAGAGAAAGAACAGAAAAUGAAAGUUGGGAUGAAGCUUCUAUCUCCAAACAGCAUACAAGGAUUUAAUGAAAGAAUCAUCAAAAUUGAGAAGGUGCUUGAUAAUCAUGGAUCCAGGCUUGAUAAUCUUGAAUCCAGGCUUGAUAGAAUUGAAGGUCUACUUCAAAAAAUUUUGGAAAAGAAUGACUAACCUC
This is a messenger RNA of Moneuplotes crassus, 951 nucleotides long. Lineage: Eukaryota; Ciliophora; Spirotrichea; Euplotida; Euplotidae. The record is from the annotation of a GenBank genome assembly.